Molecule: messenger RNA, 2707 nt
Organism: Octopus bimaculoides (California two-spot octopus)
Lineage: Eukaryota; Metazoa; Mollusca; Cephalopoda; Octopoda; Octopodidae
Product: dynactin subunit 2
Biological process (GO): microtubule-based process
Cellular component (GO): dynactin complex
Source: RefSeq, a predicted model, not a curated record
AUGAGAGAAGUUGGGUCUCAUAAGAAUGGGAAAACAAUCAACAACAAAUGGGUUGUACCUUAUAAUGAAACUCUUUUAAGAGCAUUCAAAUGCCACUGCAACGUUGAAAUCGUUGCCUCAGUGAAGUCAGUUAAAUAUGCCACCAGUUUUUUUUUUUGUUCUUGUUACUGUUGCCAGGAAGAAAUUCACAGUGAUGCCAUAGAACGUGUGAAUUUGGACUCCAAGACGGCUUACAAAAGGUUCAAAGGGACAGUGCUUGAUGCUUCCAAUGCUGAUUUUUCAGGAAGAAUCCAGAAGCAACGAAACACUGGUUACGAUAUCAUUAAGAAUGAAUAUGAAAUGCUGGAAGAAGGUUCCGAGGGUAAAGAAACUCCUCAGCAGAAGUACCAAAGACUUCAGUAUGAGAUGAGGGAACUAACUGAAGAAGUGACUAAAGUGAAGGAAUCGGCAAAGACCGAUACCAACGAGAACUUCUCCCCCAUCAACCUCGGCAAACAACUGGAAUAUCUCCAUCAUCAGUUGGCUGAUUUGCAUCUGGAGAAAUUGCUGGGACCGGAGGCUUCGGUGGAUCUUUCUGACCCUCAAGGGGCUUUGAGAAAGCGUUUACUUACACAGCUGGAAGCUUACUCCCCUGCUUCCAAACCUGCCACUGCAACUCCAAGUAAAGGUUCAAAAACUUCGGAUAAAGCAAGCGAAGGCAAAGCAUCAGAUCAUGUGACUUAUGAACUCUACUAUAGACCAGAACAAGCUCAGUUUAGUAAGAAUGCCAAGUUUCAUUUCUUUCAGUCUGCUUUAACAGCUGAAGUUAGCAACAAAAGUCUUUUGGCUGCAGUCUCUAACAUCAACUCAAAGUUAUCUCUUUUGGAUCCGGCUCAAAUUGACCAGGUGGAAGCUCGUUUGCAGAAUGUCCUACAGAAAGUCAAUCAAAUUACUGAAAAAAAGAUUGUUUCUGAUGAUUCUGAGAAACAGGCAAAGGUGACAGAGUUAUAUGAGAUAGUUAAAAAGUGGGAGAGCAUGGCCGAUGUAUUACCGCAGGUUGUUGACCGGCUGACCACGUUGAAAGACAUUCACGAGCAAGCCCUACAGUUCAGCCAAGCCCUCGUCUACCUCGACACGGCACAGCAGGAAAUACGCAAAACUCUCACGGAGCAUGGUGAUAUGAUGAAGCAGCUGGAAGAUUCAUUCAAACAAAACACUGACGGCAUCAAGAAAAACUGUCAAAGUCUGGAGGAAAGAAUGAAGGCCUUAAAGAAAUAAUUAGGGAAUUUAGGGGUGUGUGUUUGGGGGGGGGCCAAAUAAAGGGCCAGCAACUGGAAUGGUCAUUCCAUCUUCAACUACUCCUCCCUCUUCUAUAGCUUCAUUAUGAUUAUAAUUAUUAUUAUUAUGAUUAUAAUUAUUAUUAUUAUUAUUAUUAUUAAUAAGGUGGUGAGCUGGCAGAAUCGUUAGCAUGCUGGGGGAAAAAAUGCUUAGCAGCAUUUCAUCUGUCUUUACGUUCUGAGUUCAAUUUCCACCGAGGUCGACUUUGCCUUUCAUCCUUUCAGGGGGGUUGAUAAAAUAAGUACCAGUUGAACACUGGGGUCGAUGCAAUUGACUUGUCCCCGCCUCCCCUGACUUUGCUGGUCUUGUGUCAAAAUUUGAAACAAUCAUUAUUAUUAUUAUUAUUAGAAUUAUUUAAACAUUGGGUUGCUUUAUUUCUGGGUUUUUUUCACAUUCUGAGUUGAAAUCUUGUCAAGAUAAACUUUCUCUUCAUCUCUCUUGGCACUGGAAAAUACAAAGUACCAGUUAAAUACUUGGGUCUCAAUGGUAUUACCUAAUUUCCUCCUCUCAAAAUUUCUGUCUUUGUGCCUCAAUUAUUAUUGUGGGAUGGAUUGGCAGAACAGUGUGGAGCAUCGGAUAAAAAUGCCUUGUGGUAUUUAUUCCAGCUUUUACGUUGCCCUUCUUCCUUUCACGGUCGCUAAGACAGAGUACCAGUGACAUACCGGGGAUCAGUAUAUCCCACUGUUGCCUCCCCUAUUCCUUCCUCCUCCCCCUCCCACCAUUUCUGGCCUUGCGGCUCUAAGAAAUUCUUGUUAUAGAGUUCAAAUCUCAUCAAGGCCAUCUUUGCCUUUCACCCUCCUGGGAUCAAUGAAAUAAAGUGUUAGUCAUAUGCUAGGGGUCAGUGUAACACACAACAUGUGUGUGUGUCUAUAUAUAUAUAUAUAUAUAUAUAUAUAUAUAUAUAUGUAUAUCAGAUGAGGAGUAUUGUACAUAAACGCAUAUGUCUGUAUGUAAAUGUAUAUUAUUUCUAAGGCCACGAGCUGACAGAAUCGUUAGUUUGUUGGGAAAAUGUUUAGCAGUAUUUAAUUUUGGCUUUGUUUUCAGUUCAAAUUUUGCCGAGGUCAACUUGGCUUUUCCUCGCUUCAGGGCCAGUGACAGAAAGUACCAUUUGAGCACUGGGGGCCAAUGUAAUUGACUAGCCUUCUCCCCAAGAGUUCAGGCCUUGUACCUAUAGUAUAAAGCAGGGGUUUUCAAACUUUUUGACUUGCGGACCUCUUUAUAUUUCAGGCUUUACCUUAGGGACCCCCUGAUAAACGCUUAUGAAAUUUAUACAUAAAUAUUUGCUUAAAAUAACAUAUAUUUUUACAUUUAUUUAUUUAACAGUAUUUAACAAAUAGGUUUAUUGUCAAUUAAAAGAUUUCGAUUAAAAGAAACUCAUAUAAAAUCAAAU